Molecule: messenger RNA, 4406 nt
Organism: Erigeron canadensis
Lineage: Eukaryota; Viridiplantae; Streptophyta; Magnoliopsida; Asterales; Asteraceae
Product: pleiotropic drug resistance protein 3-like
Exons: 24
Coding region: 1-4332 (1443 amino acids)
Cellular component (GO): membrane
Molecular function (GO): ATP hydrolysis activity; ABC-type transporter activity; ATP binding
Source: RefSeq, a predicted model, not a curated record
AUGGCUCAACUAGUUGGUUCUGACGAAAUUCUGUUAAUGAGAAAUGAGUUGAGAAGAAGUUUAAGAUCUUUGCUUCGCCACACAACUAGUUUGCGUGCUAAUGCAGAUUUAGAUUAUGUGAACAAUCAUGAUAAGACAGACGAGAAACUACUUCUAGAGUGGGCUGCAAUCGAUAGAUUACCAACCUUUGAACGUUUGAGAUCAUCUUUGUUCGAUGAAGAAGAUGGAGAUGAUGUUAAAAGAAAAAAGGUGGUUGAUGUCACAAAGCUCCUUCCUCCCGAGAGGCACAUGUUUAUUGAGAAGCUCAUCAAACACAUUGAAAAUGACAACCUGCAGCUGUUACAGAAACUGAGAAAACGAACAGACAAAGUUGGUGUUCAGCUGCCAUCUGUGGAAGUACGAUAUAAGAAUCUUUAUGUGGAAGCUGAGUGUGAAAUUGUUCAUGGCAAGCCCCUUCCAACUCUCUGGAACUCUUUGCAAAGUAUGCUUUCGCACCUUGUCAUGAUACCUGGUUUCAAGUCCAAACGGGCUAAGAUAUGCAUCUUGAACAAUAUCAGUGGUGUUAUUAAGCCGGGAAGGAUGACUCUACUUCUUGGUCCUCCAGGAUGCGGGAAGACGUCUUUACUAAAAGCACUCUCAGGAAACCUAAACAAAUCUCUUAAGAUUAGUGGUGAAAUUUCUUACAACGGGUACAAACUAGAAGAAUUUGUCCCUCAGAAAACUUCUGCAUAUAUUAGCCAAGAUGAUUUGCAUAUUCCUGAAAUGACUGUGAGAGAAACACUUGAUUUUUCAUCCUGCUGUCAGGGUACUGGAAGCCGUGCAGAGAUGAUGAUUGAGGUUAAUAAGAGGGAGAAAGAAGGGGGUAUUAUUCCAGAUCCAGAUGUCGACACUUUCAUGAAGGCAAUUUCCAUUGAAGGACAAAAGACAACUCUUCAGACAAACUACAUUCUUAAGAUUCUAGGCCUUGACAUAUGUGCUGACACAAUGUUUGGGGAUGCCAUGAGGAGAGGAAUCUCCGGUGGUCAAAAGAAAAGGUUGACUACAGGGGAGAUGAUUGUUGGUCCCACAAAAGCAUUAUUUAUGGAUGAAAUAUCAAAUGGGCUAGACAGCUCGACUACGUAUCAGAUAAUUGCUUGCCUGCAGCAGUUGUCACAUAUAACAGAUGCUUCUGUACUCAUUUCACUUCUUCAGCCAUCACCGGAAGCCUUUGAUCUCUUUGAUGACAUUAUGCUGAUGGCUGAAGGGAUGAUAGUUUAUCAUGGGCCACGCAGUAAUGUUUUAGAGUAUUUUGAAAAUCUUGGUUUUAAGUGCCCCGAGAGGAAAGGUGUAGCUGACUUCCUACAAGAGGUUGUCUCAAAAAAAGAUCAAGAAAAAUAUUGGUACCGAACUGAACAAGCAUAUAAAUAUGUCACAGUAAACACGUUAUCCAUGAAAUUUAAGGAAUCUUAUCUGGGAAAAGAGUUAAAUGAGGAUAUCUCGAAACAAUUCACAAGAUUGCCGAACCAUGAAAAUGCGAUGUCCUUUGAUGUGUAUUCUCUUUCUAAGUGGGAACUUUUUAAGGCUUGCAUGUCUCGGGAGAUUCUUCUCAUGAAGAGAAAUUCCUUUAUAUACAUCUUCAAGUUCGUCCAGCUAUUCAUAAUUGCAAUAAUCACAAUGACUGUAUUUUUCCGAACCAAAUUGGAGGUUAAUGCCAUCGAUGCAAAUUAUUAUCUUGGUUCACUCUUUUAUGCGCUCGUUAUACUUCUAGUUGAUGGGUUUCCAGAGUUGUCAAUGACGGUUGCAAGACUUCCAGUUUUCUAUAAACAGAGGGAUAUGUACUUCUACCCUGCUUGGGCAUAUGGAAUUCCUGCAUCACUUCUUAAGAUUCCCGUUUCAGUGUUUGUGUCCAUUAUUUGGACAUCUCUCACCUAUUAUGUUAUUGGAUAUAGCCCUGAACCAGGGAGGUUCUUCCGUCAGCUAGUGCUAUUAUUUGCGGUGCACUUUAUGUCAGUAUCCAUGUUCGGAUUCUUUGCCUCAGUUUUCAGAACAGUGGUUGCUUCUACAACUGCAGGCAGUAUAUCAAUAUUGUUUCUGUUAUCGUUUGGUGGCUUCCUUUUACCAUACAAUACAAUGCCAGCUUGGUUAAAGUGGGGAUUUUGGGCUUUUCCAUUGUCAUAUGGAGAAAUAGGCCUUUCACUGAAUGAGUUUCUUUCUCCCAGGUGGAACAAGGCGACAUCUAUGAACACAACCAUAGGGAUACAAAUUCUUCAAAGCCGUGGAUUAGAUUUUGAUGGAUCUUAUUUCUGGAUAUCACUUGGUGCCUUGUUCGGUUUUGCACUGCUAUUCAACAUAGGCUUCAUCAUGGCUUUAAGCUACUUGAAGGCUCCUGGUACCCGUACCAUUAUUUCAAAGGAAAAGCUAAUUCCAGUAAACGGAAGUGAAGUAUCCAAAAACCAGACUAACAAUGACAAAACAACUAAAGAUUCUGUUACUUUUGUCCCCGAGUCUUAUGAAGGAAAGAUGGUGUUACCUUUUGAACCACUAACUGUUACUUUUCAAGACUUACAUUACCAUGUUGAGCCCCCAGCGGAAAUGAGAUUGCAUGGCUUCACCGGGAAAAGACUUCAAUUACUUCAUGAUAUCACGGGGGCUUUUAGGCCUGGUGUUCUUACAGCAUUGAUGGGUGUAAGUGGUGCUGGGAAAACGACACUUCUUGAUGUUCUUUCUGGAAGGAAAACCAGUGGCGUGGUUGAAGGAGAGAUUAAGAUUGGUGGAUAUCCUAAAGUGCAAGAUACCUUUGCUAGGAUUUCGGGUUACUGUGAGCAAACUGAUAUACACUCUCCCCAAAUUACAGUUGAAGAAUCAGUGUUAUUUUCUGCUUGGCUCCGUCUUCAUCCUGGAAUCGAUUCUAAAACCAAAUAUAGAUUCAUAGAAGAAAUCCUGGAAACAGUUGAGCUUUAUGACAUAAAAGAUGCCUUGGUUGGCAUUCCUGGGGUUAAUGGCCUGUCAACAGAACAACGUAAGCGGCUCACAAUUGCUGUGGAAGUUGUUGCUAAUCCCUCCAUUAUUUUCAUGGAUGAACCUACAACUGGUCUGGAUGCCAGAUCAGCUGCCAUUGUCAUGCGGGCUGUCAAAAAUAUUGUUGAUACGGGCAGAACAAUUGUCUGCACCAUUCACCAACCAAGCAUCGACAUAUUUGAGGCCUUUGAUGAGUUAAUCCUGUUGAAAAAUGGUGGACGGCUAAUUUACUGCGGGCCACUGGGUCACAGUUCAAGUAGGGUCAUUGAAUACUUUGAGAACAUUUCUGGGGUUCCAAAGAUUAGAGACAACUAUAAUCCAGCAACGUGGAUGUUAGAGGUUACUUCAUCUUCAAUGGAAGCCGAACUAGGAAUCGAUUUUGGACAAAUAUAUUCCACUUCCACUUUGUAUAAGAGAAACAAAGACCUUGUUGAAACAUUAAGUAAACCACCUGCUGAUUCAAACGAGUUGUCUUUUCCAUCACGAUUCGCGCAAAAUGGUUGGAGCCAGUUCAAGGCCUGCCUAUGGAAACAACGCUUGUCAUAUUGGAGAAGUCCUUCAUACAACUUGAUGCGCUCCAUGCAUAUGCUCGUCGCAUCAUUUAUAUUUGGAUUACUCUUUUGGAACCAAGGAAGAAACCUAGAUAGCCCACAGAGUUUAUUCAAUAUCCUUGGAUCGAUCUACUCUGCUGUACUUUUCAGUGGCAUAAACAACUGCUCUUCAGUUAUACCACACGUCUCCAUGGAGAGAACUGUUCUGUAUCGAGAAAGGUUUUCUGGGAUGUAUGCAUCAUGGGCUUAUGCUUUUGCACAGGUGACAAUCGAGUUUCCUUAUCUCUUUGCCCAAGCACUUGCAUUUGUCUGCAUUACGUAUCCUAUGAUCGGAUUUGAUUGGUCAGCCUACAAGAUUUUCUGGUACUUUUAUGCAUUCUUGUGCACAUUGAUGUACUUCACCUAUUUGGGAAUGCUGCUUGUUGCUAUAACACCAAGCUUUCCAGUAGCUGCUAUUCUACAAUCUGCAUUUUACACGCUAUUUAACUUGUUUGCCGGAUAUCUAAUUCCUAAACCGAAAAUUCCUAAGUGGUGGUUAUGGUUGUACUAUCUAACUCCUACUUCGUGGUCGCUCAAUGCAAUGCUUACUUCUCAAUUUGGUGAUGUGAAGACGAAGAUCAUAGGUUUUGGGGAGCCUAUAUCCGUUGAAGACUUCUUAAGAGAUUACUUUGGGUAUCACCAUGAACAGUUACCGCUCGUUUUUGUUCUUCUUGCAUUAUGGCCUAUCGUUCUUGCUGCUCUAUUUGCUUAUUGUAUAGCAAAACUGAACUUCCAAAGAAGGUAACGUUUGUAGUCAAAGUCAAACAUGUGUAAAUUCAGUAAGUAAAAUCAUCACAGUAUAAACAUGUGCAGAUUGUU